CACAUAAAAUUAGCAAACAAAAAUCCAAAAUUUAAACCAAUAGAAAUAAAAACCAACCAACCAACACAGUGUGAUUAGUUAGUUGUUCUUAAUAAAAGAAACAAAAAAAAAGAGAGAGAAAAAUAAAACAAAAUUUUGUAAACAUGAAUGCCCGCUCGCAAGUAUUCGAUUUGACCAUGGAAGGUCGUCAAGUUGAUGAAGCUGUUGCUAGUAUUUUUCAUACGGUGCUAUUCCAUCGCUGCCUUGGUAAAUAUAUGUAUACCGGUGAUGCCCAGUAUUCUAUUGGCACCGUGGGCUACACAGACGUCGAUUGUGAUUUCAUUGACUUUACCUAUGUCUGCUGUACUUCCGACAGUCUACAGCGUACCGUCAAUCGGGCCAUCAAUGUAUUCAGUGAGAAAUUGCGCUCGAACGAAAGCUGCGGUUCGGGGCAAAUAAGUUUGGAGUUUUUCCAAAAGAAAAAGUCACGAUGGCCCUUUACGGCCGAAUGUAUACCGUGGGAAGUGUGGACGAUACAUUUGGAUCUGAUAAAGCAUGAAAACGAAGACGAACGUCAGAUGUGCCGUGAGAAUGUGGCCGAUCUGUUGACGGAGAAGGUCAUUUACAUCACAGAAAUAAUGAACCGACACGAUUACGUACCUAAGACACCCAGUCAAAGUGAAUUGGAUUUAAUAUUCGACACCACUUAUCCGGAUGUGCAGCCAUAUUUAUUUAAAUUUGUCUCCUCCACAUCGGAUACGGCGGCACCAUCCAUGGGCAAUGCCGUAAAGAAAAUCAUUAAAGAGACGCUUGCAUUGUGACGCGUUCUAAAACCGUUAAUUUUAACGAACACUCCUCAAAACAUAAGAAGAAACCUGAAAACCGAUGAGACAGGCAUACAAAGGCAAACGUCAUUGUGUCUACUAAGUGAUAAACAAACAAAGUGUAUUAUUAAUCGGAGUUAUAAUAUAAAGUCUCAAGUUUAUUAUAAGCUCUACACAAACGUUCAACGUGAUAUUAAUGAUGAUGUUGAUGAUGAUGAUUACGAUAAUAGUAAUCGUAAUGCUGCUGGUGAUAUGAACGAGUUCGAAGAAGACAAUGUUGGCUUGUUUAUGUCCUGUUCGGAAAAGAAUAAAAAACACAUGAUUGUGUAUUAUAAUCCCCCCAGAAAAUUGACUUCUUCUGCUGCUGCUGUCCACCAGAGAGUUGGUGGCAGUUAUUUCUUACAAAAUCUGGCUCAUAAUUUUAUGUUUCUUUGUUUUUGUCGUUCUUAUCAUCAUAAUUAUCAUUAUCCCUCCAGACGUUUGGGUACAUUUUAAGUUAUUGAAAAAACAAUUUAUAGAAAUAGAUGUAUUUCAAUAACUUGAAUGUAUUUAUUAUUUUUGGUUUAAGUUGAAUUAAAUGAAUUUUUAAUCAACAAAUUUAGUUUUUAACUAAUUUUUUUUUAGUUUUAUAUAACUAAUUAUUGAAAACAAAAGAAAAAACUAUUCAAAACGUGAUAAUGAAUAUAAAUUAUUAUUAGUUUCUUAUUUUUAUAUUGCAAACCUUUGUUAUCUUUAACAAACAAAACAUCAUUAGAAUAUCUCUUCUGUUAGAUAUUUAAGUCUAAAUCUAAUUUUUAACAAGUUAAAAUAACAACAAAACAAAAACAAAAAAACCCAUCGUUUAGUUAUUUAAGUACCAUUAAGCAAAACCUAAAGUGUAUUGUUUAAGGUAAACAAAUUUGCAAUUUGCUUGAUUAUUCUCUCAAAAUUAUGAAAACAAAAAAAAAAAAACAAAACUAAAUCAAAACACCAAUUUUCAAAUGGACCAUUGUAGAGUAGAUCUUUUAUAUUUUUUCUUUUUAUUUUUAUUUUUCUUUUUAUUUUUUUUAUUAUUAUUUUAAUUAUACUUACAUAUAAAUUAGAAGUAUAAACUGCCACAUUUUAAACAAAAUAUUUAUGUAUAUAGCUUUUUAUAAUAAAUUCUCCUAACUGGGGUUUUCACUA
Messenger RNA from Calliphora vicina (urban bluebottle blowfly), 1967 nucleotides. It is a transcript of the gene Atg101, whose product is annotated as autophagy-related protein 101. The transcript has a single exon. NCBI's taxonomy places the organism in Eukaryota, Metazoa, Arthropoda, Insecta, Diptera, Calliphoridae. The record is from RefSeq and is a predicted model, not a curated record. Gene Ontology annotation, cellular component: phagophore assembly site. The coding region runs from base 144 to 800 and encodes 218 amino acids. Gene Ontology annotation, biological process: autophagy; autophagosome assembly.